AUGAAAGAAUUUUGGGAAUUACAAGAUGCCAUUUUAGCAACUUUUGGUGAAGAUGAACCUGAAAUACCCGUUCUUCGAGCUAAAAAUAUCACACAAACUUCAAUUAUUCUUGAAUGGGAUCCUCUUAUUUUACAUACAGCUAAACUUCGUUCACUUGAUAUUUAUAAAAAUGGAACAAAACUAGCUCAACAUGUACCGAAUGAUAUAAAUUUUAUUAAACUAUCUGGAUUGGAUGUAGAUCAUGAAUUCGAAUUUCAUAUUAUAAUUAAAACAACAUCUGGCGAAUAUAAAUCAAAUAUAGUAAAUGCACGUACACAUAAAAUGGAUAAUUUGACAGGUAUUCGUGUGGCAUUUGGUACGUUUGAGGAACCAGAACCAGCUAUUACAGGGUUAAAGGAAUUACUAUCAAAAAUGGGUGCAUCAUGGUCUGAUGAAGUCAACGUAGAAACAACUCAUUUAUUAGCUCAACUUCCAGGUGGAACAAAUUAUGAGCAUGCUGUUCAACAUUCCAUACCUAUAGUGAAACCCGAAUGGUUAGUCCAAUGUGAUAGAAAUAAAAAAAUUCAGCCUGCUCUGCCUUAUUAUAUCGUGAAUAUAGUAAACAAUGAUUAA
Messenger RNA from Cokeromyces recurvatus, 612 nucleotides. RefSeq lists its product as uncharacterized. The coding region runs from base 1 to 612 and encodes 203 amino acids. Gene Ontology annotation, molecular function: protein binding. NCBI's taxonomy places the organism in Eukaryota, Fungi, Mucoromycota, Mucoromycetes, Mucorales, Mucoraceae. The transcript has 3 exons. Gene Ontology annotation, biological process: Golgi to plasma membrane transport; conjugation with cellular fusion. Gene Ontology annotation, cellular component: trans-Golgi network; exomer complex. The record is from RefSeq and is a predicted model, not a curated record.